AUGUCCACACGCCACCUCCGCAAGCUGCAGCAGCGGCUGCCAGACGCGCCCGCCGCCAAGGACGGCGGCGGCAGCGAUGAGGAGGAGAGCGAGGAGGACUCGCCCCCUGCCAAGGCGCCCUUCAAUCCGUUUGAUCUGCUCACGGACGAGGAG
Monoraphidium neglectum is the source of this 153-nucleotide messenger RNA. RefSeq lists its product as hypothetical. The record is from RefSeq and is a predicted model, not a curated record. NCBI's taxonomy places the organism in Eukaryota, Viridiplantae, Chlorophyta, Chlorophyceae, Sphaeropleales, Selenastraceae. The transcript has a single exon. The annotation marks the transcript as partial.